AUGAAGCUUACUAUCUUCUUCCCUCUGGCUGCUUUCCUGUCUUUGACUAUCGCUGAUCCUCUGGAUGACGCCAGUCCUGGCCUUAUUCGGUGUAUCAAUGAAGCCACUGCAGUAUCAGGCUGUAUUUCCUCUGUUGAUUACGAGUGCACUUGCCCAAGCCCAGCGUUCAAGGAUGCGCUCGGUGUCUGUUUGGACGCUACUGGUAGCCCGGAAGACUUCGAAGUCGCCGGUGAAUUGCAUAAGGAACGUUGUGGUGGGUCGCCGCCUCAAUAA
Penicillium mononematosum is the source of this 273-nucleotide messenger RNA. RefSeq lists its product as uncharacterized. The transcript has 3 exons. The record is from RefSeq and is a predicted model, not a curated record. NCBI's taxonomy places the organism in Eukaryota, Fungi, Ascomycota, Eurotiomycetes, Eurotiales, Aspergillaceae. The coding region runs from base 1 to 273 and encodes 90 amino acids.